AUGCUUGGCAAGGGCAGAUUGAAGGAUGAGAUCCAGCGCCUGAAGGAUCUCUACGGAGCCGACGCAGACGAGAUUGACAGAGCCAUUAUCGACAACUGCAAGGAGAUCGGACACACAUUCCUCGAUGUCAAGAUGCUCUACGAUGAGGAAAGCCGCCUCCAGAUGAUGAAGAUCGCGACCCAAGACAAGAAGGACGAAGCACAAAAGCUGGAGGAAGCACUGGGACCGCUCCCAACGAUGGUUGACUUCGCUUGCAUGGAUCCAGAGAAGGGCCGUUACCCCAAGCAGCCAUACGUCGAGACGGCAGACGGCGAGUUUAGAAUGGAUUCCGAGUACACCCGCUUUGAGCCACCGAGCAAGAUCAAGAUGGGCAGUUCAAGCAUGACGGACAACUGGGAUCGAUACGUCCGAGCAGGCCGUGAGUGGGCCAAGUGGGAACAUACGCUUGACGACAAGGAGAAGAAGAUUUGGACGAAUUCCCGGCAACAACAAACUCGCCAAACAAAUGGGCCAUACGAGAGCGCCUGGGCCCUCUGGACGCUGCUCAAGGUUGUCUGCCGACAGAAAGAGAUGAUGGGCAAAUCUGUGGCUAUUACUGUCCAGAAGCGAUACCGCAAAGCCGACCUGACGAAGUGGCCUCUCAACGAGGAUGGACCAACAACCGACCCAGACUUUCGCCAGAUUUGGGAGGCAGAAGGCGAAACACACGGUGCCUCUCACACACCUACCAAAGAUUCGGACAAGAGUAAGAAGUCAACCCAGACGAAGAAGUCCGAGAAGAAGAAGAAGACGGGCAAGACGGAUGCCAACGCCCACCGAUCCACGGACGAUCACACGCAGUUUCUGAAUGAUUUGCGCAACACCGUCGCAGGAGCCACAGCCGAAAAGUGGCUCUUUCAGAAACUGGUCGAGGACAAUGUGCACUUGACGGACGUGAACCGCAUCCUGGCGUCAAACGUCUCUAGCAUCGAAUAG
Messenger RNA from Fusarium vanettenii 77-13-4, 975 nucleotides. RefSeq lists its product as uncharacterized. The record is from RefSeq and is a predicted model, not a curated record. The coding region runs from base 1 to 975 and encodes 324 amino acids. Lineage: Eukaryota; Fungi; Ascomycota; Sordariomycetes; Hypocreales; Nectriaceae. The transcript is spliced from 3 exons.